UGGAUGUGAUUAUCCUUUUUAACAGAAAAUCUUCACCGUCGCUCAUCCACCGGAAUUAACCGCACUUCCACCCUUCUACGGUCCACAAUAACAAUCAAACUGAUUACAUACACACACACACACACACACACACAUAUAUAUAUAUAUGUUUGUAAAUAACUUGUUUGAAAAAUGUCUGCAAAUUUAGCUAAUGGGCCUCUUCAUUUUGGUUCAAUUUCCACAUCUCAACAUAUCAAAUUCACACACAAUUCAUCACUAAAUUACAACUUACAUCAAAAAUUUCUUCAUAAGAAGCACACAGUAUUCUGCAGUGCAACAAUUAGGCCCAAAAAGCAUUCAAAAUCUGGGGAUAAUGCAGAGGCUCAAGAAUUGGUACGGACAAUUAUGAGGAAUUUUAACUAUGAUAAGCCUUUGCUAUCAACAUUAAACAAGUAUGUGAAGUUAGUGAGAACUGAACACUGUUUUCUUCUGUUUGAGGAGCUUGGCAAGUCUGAUAAAUGGCUUCAAUGUCUUGAGGUGUUUAGAUGGAUGCAGAAACAACGGUGGUAUGUUGCGGAUAAUGGGGUCUACUCGAAACUAAUAUCAGUGAUGGGAAAGAAAGGACAAACUCGAAUGGCAAUGUGGUUAUUUUCUGAGAUGAGAAACAGUGGGUGUCGACCCGAUACUUCUGUAUAUAAUUCACUUAUCACGGCCCAUCUACACUCUAAAGACAAACCAAGGGCUUUAUCUAAAGCUCUUGGGUACUUCGAUAAAAUGAAAGCUACAGAACGGUGCAAACCGAGUAUUGUCACAUACAAUAUUCUUUUAAGAGCAUCUGCUCAGGCAAAAAAUGUUGCUCAGGUAGAAGCUUUGUUUAAAGAUUUAGAGGAGAGCGCCUGCACCCCUGAUAUAUUCACAUUUAAUGGUGUAAUGGAUGCAUAUGGGAAAAAUGGGAUGGUAGGUGAAAUGGAAGGGGUACUUUCCCGUAUGAAAAGUAAUCAGAUAAGACCAGACAUCAUUAGUUAUAAUUUGUUGAUUGAUUCAUAUGGAAGAAAGCAAGAGUUUGAAAAAAUGGAACAAGUGUUUAAGAGCUUGUUACGGUCAAAAGAGAGGCCUAUGGUUUCUACUUUUAAUUCAAUGAUAACAAAUUAUGGGAAAGCACGGCUUAGAGACAAAGCAGAGUUGAUUUUUCAGAAAAUAACAGAUAUGGGAUACACACCAAAUUUCAUCACGUAUGAAUGUAUGAUUAUGAUGUACGGAUGUUGUGAUUGUGUUUCAAAGGCAAGGGGAAUAUAUGACAAGAUGAUUGAUAAGGAAAAGCACGUAAAGGUUUCAACGUUAAAUGCCAUGCUUAAUGUCUAUUGCUUGAAUAAUUUGCCGGUUGAAGCAGAUAAACUGUUUGAGACUGCUUGUAAUAGUGAGAUGUUUCAAAUAGAUUCUUCAACGUAUAAACUUCUAUACAAAUCCUACACAAAGUCAAACAUGAAGGAGCUAGUACAAAAACUGCUGAAGCAUAUGGAUAGAGAUGGUAUUGUCCCCAAUAAAAGGUUCUUUUUAGAAGCUUUAGGGGUGCUCGGGUUAUCACGAGCCGAACAAGAUGCUAUAACUACUAAUGUUAUGCCUGUAUCCCAGUAGAUAUCACCAAGGUAUUGACGGAAGACUUUGCUUAGUUAUCGUUCUAGAAUAGAUAAAUUCACUACCAAUCAUAUAGCUAUUGGGUGUAUAAUGGUAGCUGUGUUGUGCUUGUCACUGGUGCUCAAUCUAUCUGGAUUUGGUCAUUUGGGCAUGGUUGUUACGGUUUAGAGAUCGGUGAACCCAACUCUCAGAUAGCAAAGAGCCAAAGCCUGCUACAUAUUACCGAGUGUAUUUCUAGUAGAGGUGACAAUUUUGACAAUUACACAGGUCAACAGGUCAAUUUGGUUUGUAUUUUGUCUCUCAGUGGCCAAUGGGUAAAUGUAACCUAGAAAUAUAAAAUGGACAUGGGUUGGACAGCACGAUCAGGUGAAACAGGCUGCUUGAACAGGUUAAUUAGUCAAACUGGCUGAAAGUCUCCCAAACUGCAUUGCAUUCAAAAUGCAUAGGACUUUGUAUAUCAUUUUAUUUGUAACGUUUGAUUAUUAUUCCAAUAAUGUAGUUUUGUUUACUCUUUAUUAAA
Messenger RNA from Erigeron canadensis, 2134 nucleotides. RefSeq names its product pentatricopeptide repeat-containing protein At4g39620, chloroplastic. NCBI's taxonomy places the organism in Eukaryota, Viridiplantae, Streptophyta, Magnoliopsida, Asterales, Asteraceae. The transcript has 2 exons. The record is from RefSeq and is a predicted model, not a curated record. Gene Ontology annotation, molecular function: protein binding; mRNA binding. The coding region runs from base 172 to 1614 and encodes 480 amino acids.